Messenger RNA from Cynara cardunculus var. scolymus (artichoke), 2071 nucleotides. RefSeq names its product aspartic proteinase-like protein 2. The transcript is spliced from 11 exons. Gene Ontology annotation, biological process: proteolysis. Gene Ontology annotation, molecular function: aspartic-type endopeptidase activity. The coding region runs from base 143 to 1609 and encodes 488 amino acids. NCBI's taxonomy places the organism in Eukaryota, Viridiplantae, Streptophyta, Magnoliopsida, Asterales, Asteraceae. The record is from RefSeq and is a predicted model, not a curated record.
AAACUUUAAGAUGCCGUCUCAUGGUCAGUCAUCGUCGUCGUCUUCAUACAUAUUCCACGACUUCAAUUCUACUGCUCCGUCGCCGGCGUAGAGUAGCGCAUCGACGAUAUACUUCAAUACGAUCAUCAUCAUUAUCAUCAUCAUGGUAACCAGCUUUAUCUCGUUGAUAUUUGUGGUUUUGAUCUCUGUUUCCGUGGCUGCAAGUGACGAUGGCGAUUUCCGCGGUGCUGUAUUCGGUGUAAAUUCUAAAUUCUCCGGCAAGGAACGGUCACUUAGUCUUUUCAAAGCUCAUGAUAACCUCCGUCACCUUCAGAUUCUAGCAUCCGGUGUCGACCUACCUCUCGGUGGAACCGGUCGUCCUGAUGCCGUCGGGCUUUACUAUGCCAGAAUUGGAAUUGGAACACCACCAAAGGAAUAUUAUGUUCAAGUAGACACAGGAAGUGACAUAAUGUGGAUCAACUGUAUACAAUGCCACGAGUGCCCUAAGAGAGGCUAUCACGGGCUGGAACUUACACUAUACGACCCAGAAGAUUCGUUCACGGGGAAUUUGGUUACAUGCUCUCAAGACUUUUGUGCAGAGAUCAACGGUGGUGCAGUUACUGGUUGCAAGGCCAACGCAUCUUGUCUGUAUACCGAGACUUAUGGCGAUGGGAGCUACAGUAUUGGUUACUUCGUAAUGGAUGUUGUCCAAUAUGAGAGUGUGUCAGGUGACUUGCAAACCAAGAUGGCUAAUGGAAGUGUUAUAUUUGGAUGCGGUGCUAGACAAUCUGGGAACCUUGGUUCUUCUGAGGAUGCACUCGAUGGGAUUCUUGGUUUUGGAAAAGCAAAUUCAUCAAUCAUUUCACAGUUGGCUUCAUCUGGGAAGGUGAAAAAGAUGUUUGCGCAUUGUCUAGAUGGUGAGAAUGGUGGUGGCAUUUUUGCAAUCGGGCAUGUUGUUCAGCCAAAAGUUAAUUCAACACCUUUGAUCCCAGAUCAGCCUCACUACGCUGCCAAUGUCAUGGGAAUUGAAGUUGGUACCCAGUUCCUAAAUCUUUCAACAAAUACGAAUGGUUCCGGGGACAAGACAAGAACAAUAAUAGAUAGUGGUACGACAUUGGCUUAUCUUCCAGAUGCGAUCUACAAUCCCUUGGUGAAAGAGAUAGUCGCAGGGCAGUCUGAUUUGAGAUUACGUACUCUUCACGACCAGUAUACAUGCUUUGAAUUCUCCGGAAGUGUUGACGAUGGAUUUCCUAUGGUUACGUUCUAUUUUGAAAAUUCACUUUCCUUGAAGGUUUACCCGCAUGAUUAUUUAUUCGUCUUUGAAGAUUUCUUGUGUUUUGGCUGGCAAAACAUUGGCAUGGACUCCAUAAGUUCAACGGACACAAUUUUAUUGGGAGAUUUGGUACUAUCAAAUAAGUUGGUCUUAUAUGAUCUUGAGAACCAGACGAUUGGAUGGACCGAGUAUAAUUGUUCUUCAAGCAUCAAACUGAGGGAUGAAAUUACUGGAUCAGUGCAUCUAGUCUUACAGGAUAUGUUUGAUACAAUACAUACACAUCGGUAUCCAACAAAAACUGUUGGUCUAUCUGUGUGCAGAUCUAAUAUGGCAUUAGGUACGUUACUGGUCAUAUAAUUGAUCGAUUACUGUGGUGAGAUAUACAACUUUCUCUGCUUUAAAACGAAGAGCUCAUCUCUAGAAACCAAAAUGGUGCAUGAUUUCGUUUAAGGUGUGUUGGUAUGUGGACGAGACUAGAUGGGUAAAAUGGUAAAAGUGAGGUAGGCAGCUAAAGAACUGUGGAAGGUUUUAGAGUUUUUAUUUGACAUGGGUAGUUUAGUAAUUUACCAAUCUUGUCUCAUCUUCUUGAUUUUUAUUCCACCCAUACUGGUGGGAUAUAAAAAAUGCAUUUUGUCUCACGUGGGUCUUGUUCUGUUUCAAUGUAAUGUUGCGUCAAACGUGAGACAACAAUUUUUGUAUUUGUACAGUCCCGUUUUGUCCUGUGUAUCUAAAUAUCUAGACAAAAUAGGACAUGAGAUAACAACAAUUGUUUAACUUUUGGUAAAAUAGAAUUGGACAUGGCAUAAUAAAUAAAAUGAC